Messenger RNA from Penaeus monodon (black tiger shrimp), 473 nucleotides. Its product is annotated as pro-resilin-like. Lineage: Eukaryota; Metazoa; Arthropoda; Malacostraca; Decapoda; Penaeidae. The transcript is spliced from 3 exons. Bases 34 to 357 code for a protein of 107 amino acids. The record is from RefSeq and is a predicted model, not a curated record. Gene Ontology annotation, cellular component: extracellular matrix.
CAUCACUUCCUCUCCUGAAGUACAAUAUUCAGCAUGAACACCAAGGUCUUCGUCCUCAUCUGCCUGGCAGCCGCUGUUGCUGCAGACAGUCGGGAAUCUUUUGAGUCCUACGAGUCAGGUGAGGCUAAAUACGAUUUCAACUGGGCUGUCAAACAUGACGACUCCGGUAACGAUUUCGGCCACCAGGAGGCCCGUGACGGCGACCACACACAGGGAUCCUACUACGUGCAGCUUCCCGACGGCCGCCUGCAGACCGUCAGGUACGUCGUGGACGGCGACGACGGAUACGUGGCUGAAGUAAGCUACGAUGGCGAGGCUCGUUACCCCGAUUCAUACGAGUCAAAUGAAUCAAAAUAGGUUAUCUGACGGAUAUAAAUGACUUUUGAAAGAACCCAACGGCAGAGAUAUGCUCUUUUAUUUGAAUAUGUAAAUAAUUUUGUUAUAUAUUGAAUAAAGUUUGGUUUAAGCUGCAA